GAUGUGGGGUGUUCGCCGAGCCGCCGCCACUAAGGCUCGGUCUCUCGGUGUCUCGGUCGCUGCGUCGUCGUCGUCCUCCCGCUCGUCCAUCAUGGCCCUCAACAUCCCCGGCGUGAGCGUCAUGAUGUUCUUCUACCUGCUGGUGCUCGCCAUCGGCGUGUGGGCCUCCUUCAAGUCCAAGCGGGAGGCCAAGAAGGGCCGCGGAGACCAGACGGAGAUGGCGCUGCUCGGCAACCGCGGCAUCAACCUGGCCGUCGGCAUCUUCACCAUGACGGCCACGUGGGUCGGCGGCGGGUUCAUCGUGGGCACCGCCGAGGCCGUGUACAACCCGUCCAUGGGGCUCAUCUGGGCCGUCAUGCCCGUCACGGCCACCGUGUGCUUCAUCUUCGGCGGCCUGUUCUUCGCCGAGCCGAUGCGCAACAGCAAGUACGUGACCAUGAUGGACCCGUUCCACAUCAAGUACGGCAAAGCGGCCACGGCCGCCCUGUCUCUGGCCGCGCUCGUCUCCGAGAUUAUGUGGGUGACGGGCACGCUGAUUGGAUUAGGCGUGACCAUGAGCGUGAUCCUGGAUCUGUCGUACACGGUGAGCAUCUGGAUCUCGGCCGCCGUGGCCAUCACGUACACGCUGCUGGGCGGACUCUACUCGGUGGCCUACACGGACAUCAUCCAGCUGGUGCUCAUCUUCAUCAGCCUGUGGCUGUGCGUUCCCUUCGCGCUGCUGAGCCCGGCCGUGACGGACAUCACGCGGACGGCGUCCAACUACACCUUCCAGCCGCCCUGGCUCGGCACGCUGGAGGACAACCGAGUGUGGCGCUGGAUCGAUAACUUCUUGAUCCUGGGCUUGGGCAACCUGGGCCUUCAGAACUUCCACCAGAGGACUUUGUCCGCCGCCUCGUCCACCACGGCCAAGAUCAGCUGUUUCGCCGCCGCCUUCAUCGUCCCCACGCUGGGAAUUCCGCCCAUCCUGCUGGGCGCGGCGGCCGCCUCCACGGACUGGAACAUGACGUCUUACGGUUCUCCGUCUCCGUUCGAGCGAGGCCAGACGGGCCUGGUGCUGCCCAUCGUGCUGCAGCACCUCACCCCUCAGUACAUCUCCAUCGUGGGCAUCGGCGCCGUGGCGGCCGCCGUCAUGUCGUCCACCGACUCGGCCCUGCUGUCCGCCGCCUCCAUCUUCACCUCCAACAUCUACAAGAACAUCCUCAGGACGCAGGCUUCGGAGCAGGAGCUGCAGUGGGUGAUCCGCGCGUCGGUGGUGGCGGUGGGCCUGGCGGGGACGUCGCUGACCUUCCUGGACAACAGCGUGCUGAUGAUCUGGUUGCUGCGUUCGGACCUGACCUACACGCUCAUGUUGCCGCAGCUGGUGUGCGUCCUCUUCUUCGCCGUGUCCAACGGCUACGGCGCCGUCCUGGGCUGCCUGACCGGAAUGCUCUUCCGGGUCCUGUGCGGCGAGCCCGUGCUGGGCGUCCCGCCCGUCAUCCGCUUCCCGGGCUGCGCGCUGGUGAACGGCGUGCACGUGCAGAUCUGGCCCAUCCGCACCAUCUGCAUGCUGUCGGCGGUGGCGGCCAUAUUGUCCUUCUCCUUCCUGACCUCGCUGCUUUUCCACAAGGGCGUCAUCUCCGAGCGCUGGGACUUCUUUCAAGUGCUGACGCGGGACUCGGCCGAGACGCAGGACGCCUCCAAGUACGGCGUCAAAGACGACGACGACGACGACGAGGACGAGGACGAGGACGUGAAGGAACAGAACGAGAGCAACCAAGUGUGCGAGCCCAUGUUGGAAUCCAAUUUUUAGAGCGCGUGACUUUGAUUUAAACGCGACUGUGUGGAGUCGUUUAGGAACAAAAUGUAUGCAAGUUUAGUCGGAGUACAGUCAUCUCCCCCAGCCGCCCCGAAGCGCCGACUCUUCGUGACCGACGAUCCGUGCCGCCUUCCUCUUUUGCGUUUUCAACGGGCAAUCGAAAAUCGAAGAAUCUUGUUGGUUUUGCAGUGUCAAACUCAAGGCCCAGGGUCCGAAUUCAGCCCACACGCUUUUGUUUCUCAUCUUUGGCAUCUACGUGGAGACGUUUUAAUAAGGUCACGCUUCAGCACUUCAAUCGGAUUCCAAUCUUGUUGGUGUGUUGUCCUGUGAGGACACGUUUGGAAUGUGAUUGGCUGACGAAACGCUCUCAUUACUAAUAUAGUUUAUGUUACACGGGCCAUCACUGCGGAUUCUGAAGGCCCUGGGCAGAUUAGAUUUACAUAGCAACACAUUGAGGCUUUAAUCUGAUUGGACCAAAAACUAUGAAACCAAAGCAGUUUAAUAGCGUUUCAAACUCAUUUUACAUUACCCUUAACACUUAAAAGCGAAAAAGAAAGACGGCUUGUCGACUAUUUGAUUUGGGAAAAAAAUGUGCGCACACAACAAAAACGCUCCGCAACAACCCGGUCUGAAUUUAGCUCCUCCCCGACAUACAAAUCAAAGCAUACUUCCUUGACACCAAUUCCCAUUCAGACAGGGCUUUGGUGGUUUCUUGUAGCAUGUCAGGACAUUUCAGAAAGAGUGGGGGGGGGGGAAAAAUAAUAAUAAUAAUACAAAUGAGUGAAUUGAUUAAGAGUGAGCCGCGAAUAUACAGGGGAUUA
Phycodurus eques (leafy seadragon) is the source of this 2616-nucleotide messenger RNA. RefSeq names its product high-affinity choline transporter 1-like. The transcript is spliced from 8 exons. Bases 2 to 1789 code for a protein of 595 amino acids. The record is from RefSeq and is a predicted model, not a curated record. NCBI's taxonomy places the organism in Eukaryota, Metazoa, Chordata, Actinopteri, Syngnathiformes, Syngnathidae. Gene Ontology annotation, cellular component: plasma membrane. Gene Ontology annotation, molecular function: choline:sodium symporter activity. Gene Ontology annotation, biological process: transmembrane transport; acetylcholine biosynthetic process; choline transport.